AGCAGGUGAAUGAACUCAAAACAAGAGAAUUUGUCACACUAUUAUUUAAAAUUCUCCUUUAUCGGUGUACUUUUAGGAGAUUCACAGAGAAAAAUGCAAAAUCAGUUUCUACAAUUUUAGCCAAGUUAUUAAUAUUUCAAGCUUUGAGGUUUUGUUGUAGUGAAACUUGAAAAUGGAGCGAGGAAUUAGCGUGGAAGAGAGAAGAGCAAUGAAUAAUGAAGGUUAGUGGUCACCAGUCGUAAUGAAUAGAGUAAAAGAUGAAAGAUCAAGUGUAGGAAGUAUUCCACAAGUCAAUUAAUUAUCGUGGUUUGUGUCUGAACUACCUGAAAAAGAUAUCUCAAUAAAGCAGCUUACGAAUUUGCUUACAGUAAAGCAUCGGUACAGAUGAAUUUUCCUUGACAAGUUUACUUUGACAAGUUGUAUUUGCUCGUGCGUAUGGCAAAAGUUGACAAUUUUUCCUUGCUAGGGAGUCUUGUACGAAAACUAGUCCUUCCAGCUUUUGGUCAAGGUAAAUUCUUCGUGUGUACGGCCGCCAAACUUGAUAAGAGUACACCAACUAUACUUUUUAUGGUUUUGGCAAACAAAAGGCGGUGUUGACGUGAGAUCGACAAAUGUUUAACAACAUCCCGUGCACACAAACAACAGAGCAACAGACCAUACACACGAGAAAGUAUAAGCUUGUCAGGGAAAACUUGCUCGGCUGUAUGGGGCUGUCAUGGUUUGUGUCUGAACUAUCUUAGAAAGAUAUCUCAAACGUUGGGCUUCAGUGUAUAUAGGUGUCUAUAUAUUCUACAAUAAGCAGCCGUGCAUGUUUGUAUCUAAACCACUAUACCUGAAAAUCUCCUCCACGUGUGAGAUAUCUUGUUGAGGUAGCUCAGACACAAACCAUGAUAAGCUUAUUGCUACAAAGACCUUGCUAUGGAGGAAAUCAGCUGUCGCGUGUCCAGCAAUUAUAUCCCCUCAGCGUGACACGCAUUGCACGCAGCGGGAAAGCGAAUGAUACGAACUUGACAAAGCGUUCGUCGAAGAAUAACAGCGAAAGUUGGCAUCUCUUUGAACACUCAAACGUUGCCUUUGAUGUUGUUUCUCGCGUUCUUCAUUUCAUUUCAUUAUGAACUCUCACAAUUCCGCGGCGCAUGAAAAGUUCGAAACUGAAGGUAUAAAGUUAGUUGAUAAGAGAUGGUCCUUUAUUACUGGACCUCUAGGAAGACUAAUUUAUUCUGAUAGAGCUAUUAAAUAUAACUAAAGUUAGUUUAAAUCCGGUUUCUUCCUGUAUGUAUAGUAACACUGAAUCAAUAAGGGAUGAUCCUUACUGGACCUUUCAGGAAGAACAGUUUAGAACUGAUAGAGCUAUCCAGUAUAAAUAAAGUUUAGUUUAUGUUUCCUCCUGUAGUAACACUGGAUCAAUAAGAGAUGAUCCUUACUGGACCUUUCAGGAAGAACAGUUUAGAACUGAUAGAGCUAUCCAGUAUAAAUAAAGUUAGUUUAUUUUAUGUUUCCUCCUGUAGUAACACUGAAUCAAUAAGAUAUGAUCCUUACUGGACCUCUAGGGAGAACAGUUUAGAACUUAUAGAGCUAUCCAGUAUACAUGUAAAUAAAGUUAGUUCACGUUUCCUCCUGUAGUAACACUGAAUCAAUAGGAGAUGAUCCUUACUGGACAUCUAGAAAGAACAGUUUAGAACUGAUAGAGCUAUCCAGUAUAAAUAGAGUUAGUUUAGGUUUCCUCCUGUAGUAACACUGGAUCAAUAAGAGAUGAUCCUUACUGGAACUCUAAGGAGAACAGUUUAAAACUGAUAAAGGUAUCCAGUAUAAAGUGUUUUGUUUUGUUUAAAUUGCCUCGCAAACUCAUUUCAAAUCUUUUUCGUUGCAGAGGAGAUUUCCAGUUCUGAUCCGGAGGAUUUGGGGUUUUGUGCGUUAAUCCUGACCGCAGUAUCUCUAGUUCUCGUCGUCCUUACUUUUCCAUUUUCACUGAUCUUCUCGCUUAAGGUAAGAGGAAGUUUUCAAGGCAAUGAUUUAAUCAUCUCUCACAAUCGAUAGAUGUUAAUCAACACGCUGAACAUUCUGUUGAAUAUUAAUUUUUCAGAUAGUUCGUGAGUACGAGAGAGCUGUUAUAUUUCGAAUGGGUCGUCUUCUUCCUGGGGGAGCCAAAGGACCUGGUUAGUUCAUUAUCAGUUGUAUGUAUUAUCAGAAUCACAACACAGGAGUCAGACUUGAACUAAUCCUAAAAGAGUUAGUUUAACACCUAUGUUAACAAACUAGCUUUAUUUAUACUGGAUAACUCUAUCAGUUCUGAACUGUUGUACAUAGAGGUCCAGUAAGAAUAUAUCUUAUUGAUCCAGUGUUGCUACAGGAGAAAACCUGAACUAAACUAACUUUAUUUAUACUGGAUAGCUCUGUCAGUUCUUAACUAUUCUUCCAAGAGUUCCAGUAAGGAUCAUCUCUUAUUGAUACAGUGUUACUACAGGAGGAAACCUAAACUAAACUAACUUUAUUUAUACUGGAUAGCUCUGUCAGUUCUGAACUGUUCUUCCUAUAGUUCCAGUAAGGAUCAUCUCUUAUUGAUCCGGUGUUACUACAGGAGGAAACCUAAACUAAACUAACUUUAUUUAUACUGGGUAGCUCUAUCAGUUCUAAACUGUUCUUCCUAGAGGUCCAGUAAGGAUCAUCUCUUAUUGAUCCAGUGUUACUACAGGAGGAAACCUAAACUAAACUAAGUUUAUUUAUACUGGAUAGCUUUGUCAGUACUGAACUGUUAUCCAUAGAAGUCCAGUAAAAAUAUCUCUUAUUGAUCCAGUGUUGCUACAGGAGUGAAACCUAAAAGAACUAAAUUAACUUUAUUUAUACUGCUAGAGGUCCAGUAUAAAGGCCAUCUCUAAUUAGUCCAGUAUUACUUCUUGAGGAAACCAGGGAAGAUCUGCGCAUGCACUGGGGUGAAAUUAUAACCCUUAUAUAUUCAAGGUCAUUCAACACCAACACCCCAAAUUACAUUCUGUUUUUCCGUUUAGGAUUAUUUUUUGUCGUACCAUGUAUUGACACGUACAAAGCGGUUGAUCUUAGGGUUGUGUCGUUUGACGUUCCACCACAAGAAGUGAGUUUCUUUAACGAAUAAGAGCUUCUCUUGCUAUCUAAAGUUAAAUUAUUGAACGUCAGUUAGGGUUUUGUAGCGAAGAGUUGUCAAGGGGAGCAUUGCGGAGCCAGGGAAGAUAAAUUGUUAUUACUGUUGUUGUAUUAGAUUCUCACCAAAGACAGUGUGACAGUGGCUGUGGAUGCUGUUGUGUACUACAAGAUUUAUGAUGCUACAAUGUCUAUAACAAAGGUAGAAAAUGCCAGUCGGGCGACGAGAUUUCUUGCACAGACCACACUACGUAAUGUUCUGGGAACAAGAAGUCUGAGUGAGAUUUUGUCAGAGAGAGAAGCAAUAAGCCAUAAUAUUCAGGUAAGUAAGUGUUUCUUUCGUUUUCAUUCUUAUUCCUUCCUUUCCACCCUCCUUUCUUCCCCCUUUUUCUCUCCCCUACCUUUCCCCCUCCCUCUUUACCCCGCCCUUCUGUUCCUUCCUAUCUUUCUCUCCCUUCCUGGCAUCUCCCAUUUCUUCUCCCUUAUUUCCCCUCUCCCCACUUCCUCCCACACUUCUUACCCCCACCCCUACCUUCGCCUUUCUCUCUCCCUCCCAGUCUCCCCCCUUUCCAGAUCUGUUUCUUCUUCCUCCCAUCCUCUACCUUUCCUCCUACCCCCCACCUCUCCUCCCAUCCUCUACCUCUCCUCUCUUCCUCCCAUCCUCUACCUCUCCUCCUAUCCCCCACCUCUCCUUCCUUCGUGAUUUCAUCUCAUGCACAUCUUUCUCGUCAGGCAACUCUCGAGGGACCAACAAGAGGCUGGGGGGUUCAAGUGCAACGCGUAGAAGUGUGAGUAUAAGAUCACUGAAACCAAAAUGAACCUGAGAUUCAAGGAAACAUUCUAUUAAAUCUUUACCUUCCUUGGUUUACAGUAAAGAUGUGCGCCUUCCUCAGAACCUUCAGAGAGCUAUGGCGGCUGAAGCAGAGGCCGCGAGAGAAGCCAGAGCGAAAGUAAGCUCCAUAAUUCCGCUAGCGUAAACACGUAUUACAUAGAAUACAAGGAGAGGUAAUUAAGAUUGACGUAACGACGUUUCAUGGCAGAUCAACUGUAAGCUGUUCGAAGUUAGGAGAAUUUGUGCAUUAAAAUUGAAGAAUGAAUUGACUAAAAACUUGUCGAAACCUUCGGAAACUGGAAGAACUUACCUUCAAAUGCGAAUUGACGUUUACCGGUGUGCCGUAAACUUCACUCUUAACCUCUCUACUAUCUACACUGGACCACCACGUUUGAGAUAUCUUUAUUGACGUUGACGGUUUUCUUUAUUCGUAGGUUAUCGCAGCUGAAGGUGAAAUGAACUCGUCUCGUGCUUUGAAAGAAGCUGCGGAAGUGAUCGCAGAGUCACCUCAUGCCCUACAACUACGGUAUUUACAAACAUUGAACGCCAUUGCAGCUGAAAAAAACUCGACAAUCAUAUUUCCACUACCAAUGGAACUUACAACAUCUAUGAUGUCGAAGAAAAGUUCUUCUAUUGGCAGUGUGCGAGUGGUUUGACGUUUCGAGAUUAUCGUUUUGCUUGUAUAUCGUAAAUGUGGUAGAUGGUACAUUUUCUGGUUUUUAUUUGUUGAAAAAUGAGUAAUAUAAGCGUACAGUGUUGUAGAGUAAAGCAGUCUGUGUAGGUAGUGCUAAUAAUCACAAAUCUUUCGUUGCUAGGGAUGGAGCUAGCUGAAAAAUCAAUGCAGCCGUACAUGGCUGGGCUGUGUACAGUACAGUGCCCUGGGUACGAGGUUGUGCCGUACGAUGCGGCGAUGUGCCGUACAAUACAGUACAGUACAGUACAGUACAGUACAGUACAGUACAGUACAGUACAGUACAGUACAGUACAGUACAGUAAAGUCCAUACCCUCACUACAAUACAGUACACUACCAUACCAUACACUACCAUACCAUACACUACCAUACCAUACAGUACACUACCAUACAGUACACUACCGUACCAUACAGUACACUACCAUACCAUACAGUACACUACCAUAAAGUACACUACCAUACCAUACAGUACACUGCCAUACAGUACACCACCAUACCAUACAGUACACUACCAUACAGUACACUACCAUACCAUACACUACCAUACCAUACCAUACAGUACACUACCAUACAGUACACUACCGUACCAUACAGUACACUACCAUACCAUACAGUACACUACCAUACCAUACAGUACACUACCAUACCAUACAGUACACUACCAUACAGUACACUACCAUACAGUACACUACCGUACCAUACAGUACACUACCAUACCAUACAGUACACUGCCAUAAAGUACACUACCAUACCAUACAGUACACUACCACACACUGUACAGUACACCACCAUAGUACAAUACAUCGGCGGUUGUACGAAGGCAGGAGAGUGAUUUUUUUCAAGCGUCGUAAAAUUGUCCGUUGAUUGGUAAAGCCCACAUUAAACUUCAGUAUUUAUAAAUUAUUAGUAUUUCUUUUUAUCAAUUGUCAGGUCUAUCUAUAUCGGUAAUUUUAUAGCUUUUUAAGCAUUUUUGAAACAAUCGGUUGAAAAAAAUCACCAUUCGGUGGCUUUGUAAAAACGGUUCCUAUACAGAGUACAGAUCACAGAGUAAAUACCAUACAGAGCUCUCACUUCUUAUUAAUUUCAGCGUAAGGAAUUAUUCCAGUCCGUCAUGUUCUUAGCAAGUGCCCUAAAGAGAGACUGUCACCCCCCUGAAAACAAAUUGAAAUUUAAUGCUCCAGGGGGGUGGGCGGCUCGCUUUAGGGCACUUGCUAUAAGUACAUGGGCCGCCAGAUAUACGCAGUAAAAACUACAUACGUAAAAAUCUCACAACUUGUCAACAAGAUGUGUUCGCAACAGACUUGUGCCAAGCUGGUCAACAAGUUAUAACAAUGUUGUUAUUUUAUCAAGUUGCUACAAGAUUUUCGCUCACAACUUGUCAACAAGAUGUGUUCGCAACAGGUUUGUAGCAAGCUUGUCAACAAGUUGUAACAAUGCUGUUAUUUUAUCAAGUUCAGCUACAAGAUUGAGACUCACAACUUGUCAACAAGAUGUGUUCGCAACAGGUUUGUAGCAAGCUUGUCAACAAGUUGUAACAAUGCUAUUAUUUUAUCAAGUUCAGCUACAAGAUUGAGACUCACAACUUGUCAACAAGAUGUGUUCGCAACAGGUUUGUAGCAAGCUUGUCAACAAGUUGUAACAAUGCUGUUAUUUUAUCAAGUUCAGCUACAAGAUUUUCACUCUCAACUUGUCAACAAGAUGUGUUCGCAACAGGUUUGUAUCAAGCUUGUCAACAAGUUGUAACAAUGCUGUUAUGUUAUCAAGUUCAGCUACAAGAUUGUCACACACAACUUGUCAACAAGAUGUGUUCGCAACAGGCUUGUAGCAAGCUUGUCAACAAGUUGUAACAAUGCUGUUAUUUUAUCAAGUCGCUACCAGGUUGUCACUCGCAACAACUUGUUGACGGAUUGUUGAAUUGUAGGACGAUAACAAGUUGUUGGAACAACUUGUAACAAGUCUGUUGAGCUCAACAACCUUGUAGCAAGUUGCAACAAGCCGUUGACAACUUGUCAACAAGCUGGGAACAAGCAGUGCGAACACAUCCUGUUGACAAGUUAUUGGAACAGCAUUGCUACAAGUCUGCUGCAGGUUUGUUACAACUUGUGCGUUAUAGUUUUACGAGUGUACCUUACGUUUUUCUCGCGAAGUCGUGACUCGUGAGACCUCUGUAUAUGGUUAGUACUCUGUGACAGAGUACAGUACUGUACGGCGCAAUGCAUUACUAUAGUGUCCAUUUCAAUGCCAGCAAAAACCUCCAAAUUUAAUAAACCAAUUUGCACAGAACAAAUCAGUUUAAUUG
Messenger RNA from Paramuricea clavata, 6937 nucleotides. Lineage: Eukaryota; Metazoa; Cnidaria; Anthozoa; Malacalcyonacea; Plexauridae. The record is from the annotation of a GenBank genome assembly.